AUGGGUUUGAAGCCUUCAAGGUUCUUCUGGUCGCUCAUCGAAAAGCCGCCGGUGACCGUCUCCGAAAUGCUCCAGCACGCCAACCAGUACGUCACCGCUGAAGCGUUGGUGGUAGGGAAGCGUAUGGAAGGCAAGAGGCCAAGGGUGGAACAACCCCGGGGAUCAACCUCAGCAACCUUGGUGCCACCCCGCCGGGGGCUUGAUCGACAAGAGCUACUUUUGAGGCCCUCGCCUCUUCCCCUGAAAGCCUCCCGCACUGAGAUCGUCCUCCAAAUUAGGGAAAAAGACUACGGCCAUGAUACGGAGGACUGCCAUGACCUCCAGAACCAAAUAGAGGGGCUGAUCCGUAGAGGCUAUCUCGGGCGCUAUCUCAAGGAACCCCGGGAAGCUACUCCGAGCCCCAAGGAACUCGUCGAAAGACAAAUCGAUGUCAUCUCCGGGGGGCUUGCGGCUAGCGACAACAGCUCUGCAGCGAGAAAAGCCUACGCUCGUAGCAUGGUCAAGAAACAUCCCCAACCCGAGAUCGAGCCUGAAAUUACCUUCGGGGCCAGAGAAGUCGAGCACUCCCACCAUGAUGAUGCUUUGGUAAUCUCUAUCCAGGUCGCCAACGCUCAAGUAAAAAGAGUGAUGGUCGACACCGGAAGCUACGCCGACGUUCUUUACUUCGACACCUUCCGGAGGCUCAGCUUGACCAAGGGAGACCUCACCCCCAUGGUGUCUGCACUCACGGGAUUCACAGGGGAUUCUAUAUCCCCGCUCGGGACUAUGGCCCUCCCUGUCACCAUUGGAGAGGAACCAAGAGUGAAGACAAUGAUAACCACCUUUAUGGUAGUUGACCUCCUCUUAGCUUACAACAUCAUCCUCGGCCGAUCGACGCUGAACAAGUUAAAAGCGGUGGUCUCCACCUAUCACCGGGCCGUCAAGUUUCCGACUUCGGAGGGGAUCGGGGAGGCCCGCAGUGACCCAGGGGAGUCGAGGCGGUGCUAUCUCGCAGCGGUCACUCUCCCAGGAAAAUCGCACCUCGCUCAGGUCCCCAACCCCCGCGAAGGACCCACAACACCAAUGCUGCUGGAGCCUCUCGAGUGGCUCAUCGAGGUAUCAUUAAAAAAGAGCCGACCUGACCAGACCGUUAAGGUCGGAACUGCACUUCCCGAGGUGGACCAACUCCACCUCAUAGACUUUCUGAGGAGGAACGCCGAUAUGUUCGCAUGA
Musa acuminata AAA Group (dessert banana) is the source of this 1212-nucleotide messenger RNA. RefSeq lists its product as uncharacterized. The coding region runs from base 1 to 1212 and encodes 403 amino acids. Lineage: Eukaryota; Viridiplantae; Streptophyta; Magnoliopsida; Zingiberales; Musaceae. The transcript is spliced from 2 exons. The record is from RefSeq and is a predicted model, not a curated record.